Molecule: messenger RNA, 645 nt
Organism: Suillus subaureus
Lineage: Eukaryota; Fungi; Basidiomycota; Agaricomycetes; Boletales; Suillaceae
Exons: 4
Coding region: 1-645 (214 amino acids)
Source: RefSeq, a predicted model, not a curated record
AUGAGAAACUUACUUAACAAGACUGUAGAAAGGUUAAUGAAGGAUUGGACAUCACCUAUAUAUGCAUUCUUUGAACCUACCCCAGGCAUUGAAUAUCAUAAUGGCUGUCAUUGCCAUGUGUUCAAGUGUACAGUGCCAGGCUGCAAACAUUGUGUUUGGCAAUAUCUGGAUAAGAAAGAUGUGAAAUCAACAGGCAACAUGUGCAAGCAUGUAAAAUCAUGCUGGGGUCAAGCAGCCUUGCAGGUAGCAAUGGAGUAUGGAGUUGUCAAGAGCCUGCUUGACACCAGAUCAAUCCAAAUGUCUUUCAAUCAUAAAGGGAAAGGAAAGGUUGUGUACUCACAUCAUCAGCACACUUGGACAGAGACAAGGUUUGCAUUAAUGAAAACUGGAUGGCCCAAAUACCACAUACUUUCACCCUUGACAGUUGCUCAUGAUGUGAAACAAGUCUUUGUGAAGACUUGCAAACAGAUAGUGCAGAUGCUACAACAGAAUUAUGAUGGAGAGCUCAAUUUUGUGAUGGAUGCCUGGACCUCACCAAAUCACAGGGCUUAUGUGGCUGUAUCUGUUCAUUUGGAACACAAGGGUCAGCCAUUUUCCAUGAUACUGGAUAUUGUCAAGUUGCCAAAGGUAGUGGUACUCACCUGA